This is a messenger RNA of Oryzias melastigma (Indian medaka), 6016 nucleotides long. It is a transcript of the gene vwa5b1, whose product is annotated as von Willebrand factor A domain containing 5B1. The coding region runs from base 1685 to 5464 and encodes 1259 amino acids. NCBI's taxonomy places the organism in Eukaryota, Metazoa, Chordata, Actinopteri, Beloniformes, Adrianichthyidae. The transcript is spliced from 22 exons. The record is from RefSeq and is a predicted model, not a curated record.
AAUUAAUUGAUUAAGUGAAUCUUUACAUUACCUGACUGUGUGUGUAUAUAUAUAUAUAUAUAUAUAUAUAUAUUAUUAUUAUUAUUAUUAUUAUUAUUAUUAUUAAUAAUAUUACUAUUAUUAUUUUAUUUGCAUUUUUUCAUUUAUAUAAUUUUUUUUCAUUUAUAAACAAAGCACAAACAAACAUAGAUUCACAUGUGUGCAAAGCAUUGUGUCAGUUCCAGAGAAAAAUAGACAACAACUGCAGAAGGUAGGCAGGAUACAAUCAGUCAGGGAUUUUUUUUUUAACUUUCUCCUCCCCCUUCAAAUAAUUUUGGCCUCAAUCCAAUCUGACCGCUUCCAGGUGAGAGAGAAAUGGUCCCCAGGUAUCUGGAAAGGUGGUUAAUGAGCAGUUUCUUGAAUAUCUGAGUUUUCCCAUUUGUAUAAUAGAGAUCCAUUGUUGGAAAGAAGGAGCAACAUUCUUGUAGUGUGAGUCUCUUGGCCUACCUGACUAUAUUUAACAUAGGUUGCAAAAGACAAACUUUUCAAAAUAAUUUUAUGGACCAGUAGAUAAUAGACAUUUUUAAGCAUUUUUUUAAACACACAAAAAUAGUUAAGACAACAACAACUCUAAAAGAAAAUUCUGAUUUAUUUGCUUGUCUAAAGUGACGUGUAAAUCAUCAAACGUCUUUCAGGCAGAACAUUCUCAUGUUUUAGCCCUCUCAGCAUUAUUAUUUUCUGAUGUUUCUGUUCUGGUUUAGGGACACUUUGCCAACUUCUGACCUCCUGAGCCGCCUGGUGCAUCUGGCAUCUGGAAAUGACAGUUAAGAAAUAAUGGAAAGCAUUGAAGCAUCUGGUUUUAUUGGCUCAGGAUUUUUGUUUUGGUAAUAGAGGGAAAGCAAAGGGAAAGUGUUGAGAAAUAUUUACAGAGAGGAGAAAAAAAGAAGGGGAGUGGGGGGAGGUGUUAUUGGCUGCAGGUUAAUUCAAUUUCCAGACAGAUGCUGGGUUUCGAGCCUUCCCACCCGCACAUGCACGCUCUCUAUCAGACGCACAGACACGAUCUGCAUGUCCACAAAGCGAUGCUCACACUCACAUGAAUUGUUAUGGAAACCUCUUGCAGAAAACAGAUGGUUGGAGCCGAGUGAUCACAAAACACCAGAACCCACGCUGGGUUUCAAACAUUAAGGGGCUUUGCAUUCUCUCUGCAGCCGGCAGAUUGGAGGUGGUGCUGCUGCUGCUGCACCCCUCACCCUCCAUCAGAUGAUGCUGUUCCAGUUCAUGACGCUGAUGUGUUAAAAAGGAGACCUGAAUGGUCGUCCGUGAGGGGCUUGGAGUGGGUGGGUGCUGAUGAGGCUCUGAAUGAGGAUGUGUGUGUCCCCGCCCCCCCUCUUUCUCUCAAACUCCUGCAUCCGCACAGGCAGCAGCAACAGGAGGAGGAGGAUAAAUGAAACAGUUUUUGCAACCACAUGUUGCUGGGCUUGUUGGCAGCGCCGCAGCUCCCUGCUCCUGUGUGAGGAUUGUGCGUCUGGCUGCUCCUGCCACUUGUGGCGACUCUCCUAAACCCCCUUCCACAGAGAGCAAACCAAAAAGAAAGAGGAGAGGAGAGAGGUUUGGGGGAGAAGGAGGAUUUCUCUCAAGUGGACUUCUGUCGGAGAGACAGUCUCGCUGCAGUUGACACAAAUGAAAGCAUCUUAAAGCCAUCACCAUGCCUGGACUCAUCAACAAGGAGACCCGGUGCGCUCUGCCGCUCAGUGUUUCUGACAUCACUUCCUGUGUCAGAGGUUACACUUUGGCUCUGACUGCCUCCAUGACCUAUGAAAACAUUGAGGACCAUGCCAUUGAGGGGAUCUUCAUAUACCCCCUGGAGGAAAAUUCCAUCGUCGUAGGCUUUGAGGCCAUGAUAUCGCAUCAAAUUAUUACACUGCAAGUGAAAAGUAAAGUAAAAAUAGACGACUGUUAUCCGGACGGCUGCAAUGCAAGCAAUGGAGCCCCACAGAGUGGGAGUGGACACAUAGUGAUGGACGAGGAUUUUGAGAGGACAGUGCUCGUGGUUAACCUUGGCAUCAUCCCUCCGCUGGAGACGGUUCACGUCCUUGUCAGUACUUCAUCUGAGCUCUCCACCCUGCCGAGUGGGGGGAUCAUGGUGUCCACCCCGCCUGUAUGCACACCCCGAGUCCAGAGGACCAUCAACGAGGAGCAGGGCCUGUCUCCAAACUUCUCCAGAACGCGAGACAGACACACGGGUGCCUCGAGUCUUCAGGACCAAAACCCUAAUGCCGCUCAGAUGUGGUUAACCUCACUGCUGGAGGAUGAGACCAUUAACUCCAUGGAUUAUGAAUUUAACUUCCAGAUGGAGAUACGGGCUCCUUAUCUCCUUGCAGGUGUGGAGAGUCCGUCUCAUGCCAUUCGAGCAGAUGCAGACCCUCUGGCCCGCUCUGCCACCAGCAUCGUCGUCACUCUGGCUGACAAGUACACUUACGACUACCCUGUUCAAAUCCUCAUCUACCCCAGCGAGCCUCAUCUGCCUCAUGUGCUCAUUGAAAACGGAGACAUGACACAAGAGGAGUACGAUGAGUAUCUUCACAGCCGGAGCGACUUCAUCAAAGCCACCAAGAAGGACUCCAGCAACGAGAGGAAAGUGGAUAUAAUUCACAGACGACUACAUAAAGACAUCCUCCACAACCCCGUGGUCAUGCUGAACUUUUGCCCCAACCUCAAACCUACCUGCUCCGACCUGAGGAAAGUUCAUGGCGAAUUUAUCUUCCUGGUUGACCGCAGCGGCAGCAUGAGCGGAAGUAACAUCAGUCGUGUGAAGGAUGCCCUGGUGGUCAUUCUCAAGAGCCUGAUGCCUGGCUGCCUUUUCAACAUCGUCAGCUUCGGAUCAACGUUCAAGUCACUGUUCGCAACCAGUCAAAGCUAUGAAGAGGAGGCCGUGGCCCCGGCGUGCGACUACAUCAGGAAGAUGAGAGCCGACAUGGGGGGGACCAACAUCCUCCCCCCCAUCUCCUGGAUCCUGCGGCAGCCCGCGGUCAGCGGACACCCCCGGCUGCUCUUCCUGCUGACGGACGGCGCCGUCAGUGACACGGGCCGGGUCAUCGAGGUGGUGCGCAGCCAUGCGCGCUACGUUAGAUGUUUCACGUUCGGCAUAGGGCUGAAUGCUUGCAGGAGGCUGGUGCAGGGGGUGGCGGCGGUCUCCAAAGGAACAGCAGAGUAUCUGGCUGACGGAGAGAGACUGCAGCCCAAGAUGAUAAGGACGCUCAAGAAAACAAUGUCCCCCGUGCUCAGCGACAUUUCCAUCGAGUGGCUUUUUCCUGAAACCAAAGAGGUGCUGCUCUCACCUGUGGGCAACACCUUCCUUUUUCCGGGUGACAACCUGAUUGGCUACAGCGUGGUUUGCGACACCAGCCGUUACCACAACCCCAAAUCUGAUAAGAGGAGGCGAUACAGCAUGAUGCGCUCCGUUGAGUCAGCCAGCUCGGUGUUUUACCACUCUCAAGAGGAGGAGUCGGCAAAGACGGGGAUUAGCAACCAAGGAUCCCACAGGGAGGCGCCCUCUUGGGCCUCGUGCGUCUCCCACCAGGACUCCCUGACAGACAGCAGCCCCGUCACUGCAGAACAAGACACUAUGGAUGACACGGUGCAGAGGAGACGGGCGUAUAGCACCAACCAGAUAAUGGACUACAACCCGGCCAAAAAAAACACAACUCCCAGUGACCCGAGCUCCGUGGCCCCCAAGAACCCUCUGAGGAGAACCAAAGUCCAGGAGCUGAUUGGCCAGAUGAGUCCAGAGCACGAGGCCCAGUGGAAGAGUGACUUCCAGCCCCAGUUGGCCAGCCUGUGUGCCGCUGCGUCCUUCAAAGGACAGGCUGCAAGCUGCCACAAGCUUCUUCCUCAGCAAGAGCUACCGCUGCAGCGCAGGGACGACCCGGAGCUGCACCCGAACCUCCAGCAGCAGGACGUUCCCCACGCCGGCGACGACAACAAGGCGGCUCGCAGCCACGCAAAGGGAGGUGGAUCUGGGUCUUCGACUGACAGCCCUUCUCUGGGCAGCAUUGGAGACUCAGAUGGAUAUGGACACCAGUUGUGCCAAGCAGAGACUCCACAGGAUACGCAAAUGUCAGACCUGGCUUCUUCCAUGCGGCACCAAGGGGACUGUAAGGCAGUGGUGUCCGGACUGCUGUGUGGGAAGCCAAUGAAAUGGGAGAUGGUCUUCGACAUCGAGCCUUUCCUGAACGGCCGGGAGCGAGAAGAGAAGGUUCAUGAAGAGCUGUGGAACGAGACCUUCCACUACCUUGCAGGGCGCUCCAUCAUCCACGACUUUGAGCAGAUGGCAGAAAAGGAGUGUGAGAUAGAGCAUGAUUCUGGCAGAAAGUACCAGUUAUAUGCUAUUCACACCAGCAAAGCCUGCAAUAUACUGAGCAAAUACACAGCGUUUGUUCCCAUUGACCUGGACACCAAUGAGUAUUUGCCCACGUGUGUCGAAUAUUUAAACCCUGGUGAAGGUCGGAAGAGGAGCUCUAGAUCUCGAUCAGGGAGCCGAAAAAACAGAACUUACUCCAUCGGCCUGGGUCGUUCUCAGUCUGGCGGCAUGUCAGAAGAGGCUGAGGACGCCCCUUUGCUUAACAAUGGAGAGGAUGGCGCCUCACCGUGCAGCACUCCGUCCUCCGCUGGCUGGGAGAGGUGCAGCUUCACAGAGGUCUCCCAAAGGAGUCCCUCUGUGACCUCCGACCAAUCCCAGAAGUCGGUGGAGAGCCUUUUUUCUGCCAGGCUGGCCCUCAGCAGGACCCGCCUCCUGACUCGAGCUGCCAAAGGGUUCAUGUGCCGAACGCACAGCAAGUCUGGAGAUUCGAUCGGAGAGGGCGAGAGCGAGAACAAAGACUACAUUCCUCUGGUGUUGUUGCAGCUAGCUUGUGGUGCGUUUCCACUGGACUCAGCGCUGUGUGAAGCCAUAAACGUCCCGAUGGACAAACUCAAGUGGACGUCCCCUUUCACCAGCCACCGCUCCAGCAGCCGGCGCACUGAAAGCACAGACGACGGCUGCAGAUCCCCCCUAGAGCAAGAAAUGCAUGCUGCAGAGUACGCCGCAGGCUCAGCCCCUCGUCCAUCCAGGGGUGGGUGGCCGGACGCUGGUGCCUCAUUACCCAGCCCAUCCACCUCUGCUGACCUCCCACUGUCCCCACACCCCUCCCACACUGACGCUACAACCUCUCCCGGCGGCGCGAUGAAGAAGAUGCUGGAUCCAGAAAGCAUGGUGUGGGCCACCGCCGUGGCCCUCGCCUGGCUGGAGCACAGCUCCGCCAGCUACUUCAUCGAGUGGGAAUUGGUCGCAGCCAAAGCCAGCAUGUGGCUCAGUGAGCAGGACAUCCCGGAGGGGAAGGAUUUAGCCUCCAUCAAAGCUGCUGCCAAUCAGCUCUUCAUCAUCCUCAGACACUGGGAUGAGAACCUGCAACUGAACAUGCUCUGUUACAACCCCAACAGCGUGUGAGGCUUCGAUGGAGACCACCCACUUAAACUAUGCUAACCCAGGCUGUGCUGUUCUCCGCCCAGAAAUUCGCUUCUGAAGUCUUGACUCUCGUCACUGCCGUGGUGAACAGUGUGCGUUUGUCCCGUUGUCGUGCCGUUCCUCCAAACAUAUCACAGGGACCAACACCGGGAGAUCAGCAGCCAUCUAAAAUGACUGGGAGAACGUCAGUGUUAGUCAUCGCAUGUUGAAUUACACGCCCUCUGAAAAAAAAUACCAUGGUGACCCCAAAACCAAUGCUGCAAAAGAAAAAUGAACCGUUGGAUGGGUUGCAUACUGUUGCUGCUUCGUGUUCUCCUGAACCCAAAGUGUGUUGUGGAAGAAAAAGAAGAAUCUGGGUUCUUCCUGGCUGUACUGUCACGUUUUUCUCUCACGCCGGUUGUCUAAUCAAGUGUAAUUACUGUUUUUGCCUUUUUCAGUUCAAUUGUAGCAAAGAUGAAAGUAUAUGCAAAAAACUAAAGAAAACCUAAAAAAAUAAAAAAAUAAAAGAAUAAAUAUGAUGUUAAUCGACGUUAA